This is a messenger RNA of Seriola aureovittata, 2913 nucleotides long. RefSeq names its product LIM homeobox 2b (gene lhx2b). Gene Ontology annotation, biological process: regulation of transcription by RNA polymerase II; neuron differentiation. Gene Ontology annotation, molecular function: RNA polymerase II transcription regulatory region sequence-specific DNA binding; DNA-binding transcription factor activity, RNA polymerase II-specific. Bases 1263 to 2513 code for a protein of 416 amino acids. Gene Ontology annotation, cellular component: nucleus. The transcript is spliced from 5 exons. NCBI's taxonomy places the organism in Eukaryota, Metazoa, Chordata, Actinopteri, Carangiformes, Carangidae. The record is from RefSeq and is a predicted model, not a curated record.
GGUCUGUGCGCAGAGCGCUGUGGUGUCAUGGAGAGGCUGGGAGCAGCAGCAGUGUGGAACCCUCUCUGUGCGUCACUGGAGUCCAGGUCCCAGUGGACCUGCUCGGCGCGCGCACACAGCUCCAGCACCUGAGAGGCCCUUAGCCCGUCUUCUUCUUCUCUGUCUUUCGAACUGACCUUUCAAACCGCAGCUCCGGACAGACGGGGCGGCUGAAGGGGGUACGGACGGUGGCCCGGUGGUCCGUGCGUAACGGAGGCAGAAGGAGCUGCUGAUUUUUCAGAGCGGUCGGUAAAAAUAUAACCAAACAGUUCGGUGACGGCGGAACAGCCAAUGAACAUAAAUGGUGCGUCGUGACGCAACAGGGCCCCGUUGAUAAGGAGCGGAGAGUCCAACCGGGACUUGAGAAGGAGGAACGGUUUUGGGGGGCCAGCUAACACUCGCCUAUCAUCAGUCAAAGUGAAGCCAACUCCUCCUCUUCCACUGUCCGGACGUGUGUGCGGCCUCCUCCACGACAGACCAAACAUUCAUGUCACAGACUGCUGCGAAGGGAAACUGCUUCUUCCGGAUUUUAUAAAGCAAAACCUGCGCUUUUUUCAUUCUUCUGUUUUGUCUGUGCAAAGCUGAAGUAGUUUGAGUUGCUGUGAGCAUCAACUCGGACUGUUCGACCCGGAGGAGGGAGGAAGCCUUUCUCAGGCUCCUGUCAGCUUUUUUGGAAAUAUAAUUUUUUUAUUUGUCUGGCUGUGAUGCAGUAGCAGGCCGCCGCCAAGCUCUGGCAACGCCACUUAUAAAGAGUUACUUUACUGUUCUGCAGAAAAAAGGGGAGCCGCUGCCAGUGCCUUGUUUACUGUCGAAAUUCUUCAAUAUCACUCCCGGCGAGGAGGAGGCUCCGGCUCUGACUCCCAGCAGCAGGAGCUUCCAUAGUUGGUAUGUUUAUUCUGCGUAAAUGGAAAAGAAAAUAUAGAUAGAGCAGCAGGUAAAAGCAGUAAAAUAAAAUAAAAUAAAACCGCACCUGAGAGAAAAUCUCUUCCAUAAGAGAAGCGCUUAUUUAUGAAUUAAUCAUAGCUUAUUAAUAAUGAGAGCAGCAGAGAUUCGGAUGGCGGUUACCAUUGGCAGAUGAGACGUAGUGUGGAGAACACGUGUCCAAUUUUUCCCUCAUAUUUUUUCCUCCCUGAUCUGGAUUUUUCACUUACCACGGCAAAAAAGGAAAAGCAGAAAAAAAGCAGAAUUUCGAGCGGCGUCAGUGCGCAGGGCAUUCUUCUCUGAUGGACAUCUUGGCUCUCAGAUCCGAAGAGAACAGUUACAAUAUCCUCCCCUCUGCGGCAACGAUGCUUUUCCAUGGCCUCCCUGGAGGCGAGGUGCACGGCGUGGUGGAAGAAAUGGACCGGAGAGGAAAGAACGAGUCAGCGGCCAUCAGCUCAGCCAUCGAUAUGGGGGAAUCAGAGACGUCUAUGCCGUGUAUGACCAGCGAGCGCGUGGCCCUGUGCGCGGGCUGCGGCAGGAAGAUCGCGGACCGCUACUACCUGCUGGCCGUGGACAAGCAGUGGCACAUGCGCUGCCUCAAGUGCUGCGAGUGCAAACUGAACCUGGAGUCUGAGCUCACCUGCUUCAGCAAGGACGGCAGCAUCUACUGCAAGGAGGACUACUACAGAUUUUCGGUGCAGAGAUGCGCUCGGUGCCACCUGGGGAUCUCAGCCUCGGAGAUGGUGAUGCGAGCCCGGGACCUGGUCUACCACCUCAACUGCUUCACCUGCACCACGUGCAGCAAGAUGCUGACCACUGGGGACCACUUUGGCAUGAAGGACAGUCUGGUGUACUGUCGGCUGCACUUUGAGACUCUCAUCCAGGGAGAAUAUCAGACACACUUUAACCACGCGGACGUGGUCCCGCACAAAGGCCUGGGCCCGGCCAACACGCUUGGACUAUCCUACUUCAACGGCGUGGGGACAGUGCAGAAAGGCCGGCCCAGGAAGAGGAAGAGCCCCGGGCCGGGGACCGAGCUGGCGGCUUAUAACGCAGCGCUGAGCUGCAAUGAGAACGACGGCGAGUCCAUGGACCGGGACUCUCAGUACAGCUCCAGUCAGAAGACCAAGCGCAUGCGGACAUCCUUCAAGCACCACCAGCUGAGGACGAUGAAGUCCUACUUCGCCAUCAACCACAACCCAGACGCCAAGGACCUUAAGCAGCUCGCCCAGAAGACCGGCCUCACCAAGCGGGUUUUACAGGUCUGGUUCCAAAACGCUCGGGCCAAGUUCAGGAGGAACCUGCUGCGUCAGGAAAGCACCGGCGUGGACAAGGCAUCCGAUGGCUCCGCGCUGCAGGGCGGGACGCCGUCGGGCCCGGCGUCAGAGAUCUCCAACGCCUCCAUGAGCCCCUCCAGCACCCCCACCACCCUGACAGACUUGACCAAUCCCACCAUGCCCACCGUCACCUCCGUGCUCACCUCAGUGCCGGGCGGCAUGGACGGCCACGAGUGCCGGAGCCCGUCACAGACCACGCUGACUAGCCUCUUCUGAUGGCGCCGCCUCUGCCCCUCCCUCCUGGAUCUAAACUGAGCACUGUUGACUCUCCAACAUUAAAUGGAUUAGAAAAGAGAAGGUAACGGAAACAAAAAAAAAAAAAAAAAGAUUUCAUUUUCCUCUGAGCCCAUUAGAGACUAUUUGCAUAGUGAGGCGGCCAAGCCUUACAAAUGGAACAGUUGUUGUUAUUUUGAUGUUGUUGUCUUGUGGAGAACUGAGACUUGAUUUGCAUUUUUCAAUGUUUACAGAAAGAGACUGCGGGGGAAAAAAACUGCUUAAUUUUUGGAAAUUCAUUUUUUCCAGCACAGUAUUUAUGUUGUUGUACAAGAGUCACUGUUAGAAGGAUUGUAAAAAAUUCUUUUUUGAACAACUGAGAUUAAACACAGGUUACAAUAUC